AUGGCACAAAAGCUCUAUUUAGCAACAUUGAUGAGGAUAACAAUUGUGGUCAUAUGGCUUACGGAAGGGCUAUCCGCGAUAACUGAAGCUACGAAUAUGGCUUGGGAAAUUCUGCUUUACCCAAUGGAAUAA
This is a messenger RNA of Ambispora leptoticha, 132 nucleotides long. Lineage: Eukaryota; Fungi; Glomeromycota; Glomeromycetes; Archaeosporales; Ambisporaceae. The record is from the annotation of a GenBank genome assembly.